Molecule: messenger RNA, 1747 nt
Organism: Nothobranchius furzeri (turquoise killifish)
Lineage: Eukaryota; Metazoa; Chordata; Actinopteri; Cyprinodontiformes; Nothobranchiidae
Source: RefSeq, a predicted model, not a curated record
AUGAGGGCUGGACAGGUGUCCCACAUUGUAGCCGCUCUGGCCGCCCGGAGUGUGAGUCAACGUGUGAGACGAAGCGAGGCGAGCAGGCAGCUGGAGUGGGUGCUGCUGGAUGCUCAUUUGGCCCUGCUGCAGAGACUGAUCCAGCAGGGUGAGAACGGGGCUAAAGCUGGCAGCAACAUGCAGUCCCUGGUGGCCAAGAGGUGCCAGGCCCUGUUAGCUCUCAUCCGCCUCACCACCUUCGCCUCACCACCUUCGCCUCUCUUAUGUACCAACUCUUUUGCACAGACAUGUCAACUAGUGGUAAUCACCACUCCUCGAGACAGCCAUUUCCUGUGCCUCCUGGGUCUGGCCCAGCUGGCUCAAUAUGACAACAACCCAAAUUCAGACAGGUCCGGUGAAGACCUGAGUGAUGCUCGCCUCCGCUUCCAGAGCAGCAUAGAGCUGGAAGGACAGCACCAGAGAGGAGAACCACCUCAACAGCUGAACAAACAAAAGUGGUGGCGGGAACAUCUGGAAGCUCAGAACAAGGAAGCAGCUCUGCAGACCACCACGCAGGGCAGGGGAGGUCCAACUCAGGGGUGGGCUGGUGGGACUAGAGCUCCAACUACUGCCCCAGCAGGCCCCCCUACCACCAGGGGAGGGAAGGCUGCUCGGCUUCCCGCCAAAGCUCCUGCUGGCAGGGGGAGAGCUGGAGCAGCGGCUAAACCAGAUAAAUCGGCUAAACCUGCCGGCAACAGCCCUAAAGCCAAGCUUCUGUCUGACAAGUCUGAGCAGGACUGUUGUCCCAAACCUGUUCAUGAGGAAAGGGUGAGCGUGCCUGGCCCGUUGAACCGCAGGUCUCAUGUGGCACGGCUGGGUCUGGCUCGGGUCCUCUCACGCUCUGUUGACACCCAGAAUGAGGCAGAGCAGCUCUACCAGGAGGUCAUCGCCAUGGCGCCAGAGGUUCGGUAUCAGGACAAUCACACGAUUUUCUUCUUCAGAACCAUAAUGCCUACAUUCAGCUUGUUCGGCUACAUGCUGGAGCCCUCUGACCCCCAGGCUGCUGUGGACGUCUUCUGCAGGUUCCCCCUGAAGCCCGUGGCCGAGCAAAGCUUCAACGACGCCUUCAUCAGCGGUGAGAUCGUUCGCCUGCUGAUGUCACAGAAGCAGCACGACCACUCACAGCCGGGCCCCAGCCUGGUAGCACACGGUUGCAUAGAGAAAUACGUCAAUAUUCUGGAUGGAGAAUCGAAAACUGCACUGCUGAAGAAUGUUUACGCAAGAAUCAACAACAAGCAGCAUGACGACCCAGAUCUGCAGGACUUCUUUAAAUUCAAAUGCUGGAUAUGACCACAUCCGUGACUCAUCGACAAUGAAUUUAUAUCAGAAAGAUAUUGUCUGUAAUCCCCCUCUGAGGAUAAGUUUUACCAAAUGCAACUGUCCAGCAGUCCCUCUUGGUUUCCCCUUCCACAGGCUCCAUGUUGGCCACAGGUAAAUCCUUUUGUCUAGGGUCCCACACUUUUACUGUCCCUGUAGGAAAACAGUAGUAUUUUUGUUAUUUUACUAAUGUGUGAAUAGGAACGACAUCAAAAGUAUACUUUUACCAUCUCUGCUUCCAGUAACUAUCUCAGGAGCACCAUCACCAAUCCCCAGGCCACCAACACCAUCUAUACUAUUUACUAUCUCCUUGUGGGCCUUAGCCGUGUACACUGGCACUUCAGGAGACUCAAGAUUCCUGCAGAUGACACCAAUAAAUAACAAAUAGUGA